GGCUUUGAAUUGAGGGAGAGCUUUUAGUUUGUAAAGAAGACUCGAAAUAGGCAGUUCGUUCCUGGGGAAAAUAAACCAGAAAUAGAAUAAUGAAGUCCUUGGCCAUAUUUGCUGUAAUAUGUGUCCUGUUUGGCCUAACUUUCGGAUUAAAAGAUCCCAUUUGUGGACAAAUGCCUGCUGCCAAUGGCUUUCAAUAUAUGCGCUGCUUUGGUUAUAAUAUUUAUUAUUCCUACCAUCGCAUGAGCAACGAGUGUCUGCCUUUCAAUUAUGGCGGUUGUGGCGGAAACAUGAAUAAGUUUACUUCAAAAGCGAGCUGUGAGGAGGCAUGUAAGGAAAUGACAAAUGUUUUCCUUAAAUAUUAAACAAAAAAGAGUUUUUUAAAUAAAUAACUCGCAAAAUUGGUCUGAAUGUCA
This is a messenger RNA of Drosophila ananassae, 413 nucleotides long. RefSeq names its product chymotrypsin inhibitor SCI-III. NCBI's taxonomy places the organism in Eukaryota, Metazoa, Arthropoda, Insecta, Diptera, Drosophilidae. Bases 90 to 362 code for a protein of 90 amino acids. The transcript is spliced from 2 exons. The record is from RefSeq and is a predicted model, not a curated record. Gene Ontology annotation, molecular function: serine-type endopeptidase inhibitor activity.